Messenger RNA from Suillus plorans, 2187 nucleotides. RefSeq lists its product as uncharacterized. Gene Ontology annotation, cellular component: membrane. The record is from RefSeq and is a predicted model, not a curated record. The transcript is spliced from 18 exons. NCBI's taxonomy places the organism in Eukaryota, Fungi, Basidiomycota, Agaricomycetes, Boletales, Suillaceae. The coding region runs from base 324 to 2051 and encodes 575 amino acids. Gene Ontology annotation, molecular function: carbohydrate:proton symporter activity. Gene Ontology annotation, biological process: carbohydrate transport; transmembrane transport.
AAGAAACGUGUCACGAGCCAUAAUGUUCAACUGAACUAGGAGCUUCUUAUAGAAAAUACUUGAAUUUUCAGGACGUCAUCACCGCUCUGCAUCACAGAAUCCGAACCGUACAAUUCGAUAGUUGACCUUAUCUCCCAUCAUGAACGGCAGAACCAUUUUGAUCUCCGCAGCUGCAUCCUGAUCCCCACUUGAUGGUCAGAAGUCCCGAGGUCGCAUCAGUACUAGACGUGGAGAUAGGCUCCCAUUUGUCAGAUUCGAAGGCAAGCCACCCGAGUAUAUAAAUCUCGUUCUUCAACGACAAGAAUAGAUACCUACACAGUACUAUGUCUCUUCCUCCAACUGAUCAGGAGAAAUAUUGGCCAUCUAUCGCAGAAAAGACUGAUGCUGUCCAAGAACAGAUAAAUCAACAAUUCGACUUGGACCCAGCAGAUAUUGCUAUCCAUGCGCCAUCGUUGCGUGGUCGCAAGCUAACGGCUGCAGUGGCGUUUGUAGCAGGAACUGGAUUUACACUCCUUGGGUAUGACCAAGGUGUCAUGUCGUCACUAAUUACGGGCAAUCAGUUCGAGGCUACCUUCCCUGAAGUCGUAGUGGAGGCUAGCCACCCCAAUCAUGCAACUCUUCAGAGCUUCACAAUUGCCAUUUAUGAAGUAGGCUGUCUCUUCGGUGCUCUGUCCAAUCUUUGGGUUGGAGAUAAGCUCGGUCGCCGUAGAACAAUUGCUUUAGGAGGCAGUAUAAUGAUGAUCGGGGCAAUUCUGCAAACGACUGCAUUUUCUUUUGCACACUUGAUUUUUGCUCGUAUCUUUACAGGCUGCGGAACUGGUCUGAUAACAUCGACAGUGCCAACAUAUCAUGCGGAGCUCUCCCCUUCCGCAAAGAGGGGUCGAAUGAUUAUGAUGGAGGGGACUCUGAUUGUGGCUGGAGUGGCCAUUGCCUAUUGGAUUGAUUUAGCGCUAUUCUUCGUGAAUUGGUCGUCUGCUCAGUGGAGAGUUCCGAUAUCACUGCAGUUAGUGUUUGAAAUUAUUGUGGUGGCAUGCAUCGGAUUUCUUCCUGAGUCACCGAGAUGGUUGGUAAAGCAUGGUCGGAACGCAGAAGCGAUGGCCGUUAUAUCCGCAAUGGAAGACAAACCUCCGUCUGAUCCAGAAGUUCAGCGCACCUACUAUGGCAUUCGUGAGGCUGUUGCUGUUGAAACAUCUACUACUGGUCAAGGUUCACUACGUGAACUCAUUACCGGAGGUCGCAGCCAGAACUUUAGGCGAACAGUCAUUGCUGUGGUAUGUCAGAUGAUGCAGCAGCUGACCGGCAUCAACCUCGUUACCUAUUACGCUACCAUCUUAUUCCAGCGUCUUGGUCUCUCCGAUGUCAACGCGCGGAUUACCGCUGCUGCCAAUGGCACAGAAUAUUUUCUUGCCUCUUUUAUUGCUUAUUAUGCGAUAGACUAUGUUGGCAGGCGUCAACUCAUGCUGAUCGGAGCCAUCGGUCAAUCCAUCGUGAUGCUGCUCUUGGCUAUCUUAGGAUAUAUCAACAAUGGACCCGCGCAGAUCGUGAGCGUAGUCCUGUUAUUCGGCUUUAACACAUUUUUUGCUAUUGGGUGGCUCGGAAUGGCCUGGUUGUACUGUGCUGAGCUUGCCGGGCUCAGAACCCGUGCACAAGCAAAUGCACUAAGCACGGCGUCAAACUGGACUUUCAACUUCGUCGUCGUGAUGGUUGUUGGCCCAUCCUUUAACAACAUCUCUUGGAGAACCUACAUCGUUUUCGCAGCCUUGAAUGCAGCUAUUGUUCCGGUUGUUUACUUUUUCUUUCCCGAAACAGGCGGUCGCUCUUUAGAAGACCUCGACGUUGUGUUUGCGUUGGCGCACACUGCUGGGGAAGAUCCUGUCAAGGUUUCGCUUCGGAAAGACAUUCGGAAAGACAUCCACCAGAAUCGAAACAACAAUGUCGCUUUUGGUAAUCGCUGGGGUUUAGCUCGCAGCCAGGGCUGCGUCCCCAAAUAUUCUGCUGUCUCAAAUACAAUACAAUUCGGCUCAAGUUGCCUGUUCGAGUAUACUAGGUGAUCUGAUCGAAAGUUCAAGGCCAAAGAAAUCAUCAAGUUAUAAUAUAAGUUGCAUGUAUGAGUACUAGGUCAUUGAGUUGCAGACAGAUUGUGGAGAAUCAAGGACGCCAACUGAGUAAACACGACAGAAAACUGGA